AUGCAAGAAACCACGAAGCAUCUGCUUGACGGUGUUGUGGGAAUGACGUGUGUCGACCCCACACUCCACACAUCCGUCAGCGCCGCCCCGCUUGUGGUCUCCAUCAUCACUCAGCAGUGCUUGUACCUCUGCCACACGGCCUCCUCUUGCCAGGCCCUUUUGAAUGAGGGUGAUUCCUCGUUUUGGCAAAUUAUGCGGCACGUGGCAGAGGCCCGAGCUCGCUACGUGGCCUUGCGUGCCCCACCUCCUCCAAAGCCCCUCCGUAAAAGAGUUGAGCCCCGGAGCGAAGAGCCCCCGCAGCCCUCCGCUGAUCCCCUGAGAGACACUGACUCCACGAGUAGCCACCAUAGCAGUCGUAGCAGUGAAAGUUGCGUCGAGGAGGGCAGGUUUAGCCCUGCGCGCCCUCCCCUGACACUCCCUCGGCUACAGUUGAUGCUCUCACCACUCGAAUUUCGUGUUGUUGUGGCCGGAGGCGGUAGAGUAGGGCGGGCCAUUGUGGAGCGCUUGCUGCAGGCGUCGUACCUCAUCCACCCGUCGCGAAUCACCAUCAUCACACGACAGCCCGAGACCGUCGCGCAGUUUGCGGUUCGCGGGGUGCACUGCACGGGGCGGACGGAAGGGCGUCAGGCGCUGCUGGAGUGCCACGUGUUAAUUGUGGCGUGCCAACAGACCCAGUUCUACGACUUUGCCAGCAUAUACUGCCCGUUUCGCACCCAGAAGCCGGCGGGGCCGCCGCGAAAGGCGGGGGGCGAUAGUGAGGCGGAGCAAGACAAACUGUCGACGAAGAGGCGCCUGCGGCGCGUAAAGAAAAGGACACUGCGAGACGUUGUAGACAAGUGGCGGACCAUCGAGGAUAACGACUACGCAGACAACGUGCCCGGGGCCACCUUGACGCAGUUGCUGAAGCCGGGAACAUUUGUCUUUUCCUGCUGCGCCGCGCUGGAAACGCGCAAGAUUGCAAAGGAGCUGGGACACCUUGACCCCCUUGUCGUGAACGCCGAUGUGGACCUCGACGCCGUCCACGCUGCCGCGCAGCAGUUGCAGAGCGGCAAGGAGGAUUUUCGCUCAGCGUAUAUUCAACGCGUUAAACUAGAGGGAAACUCCUUCCUUACCGCACUCAAUGUGCUGCAGCAGAAGUACUUGAACGGUGACGCCCCAUCUGCCGAUUUCGUCAGCAGAGACAUCCUGCAAGAUCCGUACUCGGCUGAGCUGCGCAUGCAGGGCCGCAGACCCCGGCCGCCGCCGCCGCCUAGCAUGGCUAAAGUGUUGAGAGGCGAAGGUGUUAGUGGUAGCACCUCCUUUCUGUUGCGUGUUUGGCGUGCGUUGCGGUGUUUCGUGGUGGUGCGGGUGGCGUCUCUCAAGGUGGCGGAGCACCGCCUGUUUACGUACCUGCAGCGCGUUGGGCCAUUGCUUGGCCCCGUUCUCGUUGCGCUUCCAACCUCCAGCCAGGCCCGCGUUGUGGAGGUGCUGGGGGACGCGCUCAACCGCAAGGCGAACGAAGACGACGACGAGGGAGCUGCUCUGGAGGCACGGCCGCUGGUGAAGCUGGACAAGCGCGUUGUCAUGGCUUGCGACAGUGACAGUGACAGUGACGACGACAACGACCAUGAAGUGCCACAUGCGGCAAGAGAGUUGGCGCGCCUCAUUGCAUGUUUUCCCCAAGUUUUUGAGAAGGAGGAGGUGGCGCUUCAGCAGCUGCGUGAGGAGUACAUUGCCGUGACGGAGCGUUGA
Molecule: messenger RNA, 1731 nt
Organism: Trypanosoma conorhini
Lineage: Eukaryota; Euglenozoa; Kinetoplastea; Trypanosomatida; Trypanosomatidae
Exons: 1
Coding region: 1-1731 (576 amino acids)
Source: RefSeq, a predicted model, not a curated record